CUUGGAUUCGGGAGCAGUCGAUGUAUCCGCGACGGUUCCAUCUGAUAUUUUCUUUUCUUUUUAGAUAUCUCCAUCCCACGGGCACCGUGGAGCAGAGAGUCGUCAGUAUCAGCUGGUGAUGUGAUGAGCUGCUCAUCAUCAUCUUCUUCUUCUCUUUCUCCCUCCUCCUUCUCCCUCCUUCCUUCUUCUGCCUCAACCGCAAAAGCAACCUUCGUUUUCUUCUACUCCUCGUCGAGCUCCAAGAGAUUCUCCGGUAUCCGUGCGUCCCGUUCGGCCUACCUCGGCUCCCUCUUAUCGCACAAAAGGAUCAAGCAGCAGCUAAAUCUGGAUGUGGCUCCUGUCAAGGGUGCACGCAAAGAUUGUCAGCGUGCCAGACUUCCAACUCAGUGUUUUUGCCAAGACCAUCCAAGUUCUGUGAUAGACAAAAGUAGUUACCCUCAAAAUGCUGAUUUUCCUCGCUAUUACUCAAAGAGGGAGAAGAAACCCUUUCCUAUACCCAUAUUGGAGCUAAGGCGUGCGGCAAGAGAGAGGCAAAAGAAAGCCAGGGGAAAGCCCAGAAGACCAAUGCCACCACCAAAAAAUGGAAUGCUGGUUAGAAGCCUGAUACCAGUUGCAUAUGAAGUGAUGAAUGCAAGGAUUUUGUUGAUAAACAAUCUGAAAAGGCUAAUGAAAGUAGUGCCAGUGCGAGCUUGCAAGUAUUGCAAUGAAAUUCAUGUUGGCCAGACUGGGCACCCAUUCAAAUCAUGCCGAGGCCUGCAUGCAGAUAAACGCAGGGGUCUGCAUGAGUGGACUAAUGCAACAGUAGAAGAUGUAUUUCUGCCCAUUGAGGCCUACCAUCUUUUUGACCGUCUAGGUAAGCGAAUCUCUCAUGAGGAGAGGUUCUCCAUCCCCCGAGUUCCAGCUAUUGUGGAACUUUGUGUCCAGGCUGGUGUCGACCUUCCUGACUUACCCACCAAGCGGCGGAGGAAGCCUGUCAUUCGCAUUAGGAAGAGUGAGAUCAUUGAUGCUGAUGAAGAUGACUUGCCUGACCCCAAGCCUGAUAAAUUUAAUAAGCCGAUUCUGGAUGAAAUUCCUGAUUCUGAUGCAAUUCCACCAUCCAGUGCCGAGGAGACUGCUUCCCUUUCUGAGGAGACACUUGAAGCAUGGGACACUCUUAGGCAGGGUACCGGGAGGCUGAUGAGGAAGUAUGCGGUGAGGGUGUGUGGCUACUGCCCUGAGGUGCAUGUGGGACCCAGCGGGCACAAGGCACAGAAUUGUGGGGCAUUCAAGCACCAGCAGCGGAAUGGGCAGCAUGGCUGGCAAGCAGCAGUGCUUGAUGAUCUGAUACCACCGAGGUUUGUGUGGCAUGUACCAGCAACAGAACCAGAGCUGCAGCGAGAGCUGAGGAACUUCUAUGGACAGGCACCAGCUGUGGUGGAGCUGUGCGUUCAGGGUGGAGCAAGAGUGCCAGAACAGUACAAACCUACCAUGAGGCUGGAUGUUGGAAUACCAACCAAUUUGAGAGAAGCUGAGAUGGUGGUAUGACUUUUACCUAAUUCUGCAUCUAAACUAGAAUGGCUGGAAUAUACUCAGAGAAGUACUGUUUAGCAUAUUGAGGCAGAUUAAUCAUUCACCUCAAGCUCUUCCUAGAUGUCCCAGAAAUGAUGGCAAUCAUUCACUUUGGAUGCGCUGAAUCAGCAUUAAACAAAUUGAUGCUAUUUUUUCGUGUAGAGGUAACCAUUUCUCAGUGUAUAAUCCAUUGCUGGUCGUACUUUGCUCUAAUAGCUAUGGUCAUUCAAGGGGUGUUUGGACGCCCAGCUAAAAUAUCUGUCGAGUAUCUUGCAUGAUAAAAUGAGAUGCAGAUGGACUGGCAUGCCCUUUAUGGUUGUGAUAAUCGGACAAUUUUUCUCUUGGGGUUA
Elaeis guineensis (African oil palm) is the source of this 1898-nucleotide messenger RNA. Its product is annotated as APO protein 2, chloroplastic. Gene Ontology annotation, molecular function: RNA binding. The record is from RefSeq and is a predicted model, not a curated record. NCBI's taxonomy places the organism in Eukaryota, Viridiplantae, Streptophyta, Magnoliopsida, Arecales, Arecaceae.